CGAGUGACUGCUGGAAAAAUCAUUACAGAUGUUAUACGAUGCGCAUUUGUCAGCAUAUGACUCCAAGACAUAUGUGAUUUAUUAUUUAAUGACGAUAUUACUUUAUAAUAAUAUUGAUUUAUAAUCAAAAUUAUUAAGAAUAUUGUCAAUGAUUUCCUUAAUAUUUCAGCUUUUGUUACUAAUUCAUGUCUUCAGACCAUCUCAGCCAUAUUGUAAUAUUAAUAAGGAGAAAUCCAAGUUGAGUUGUCAUGAUAUAAAUACCAUACUUGAUUACCAUAACGAAUGUAGAGACAAGGUGGCAGGUGGAAGAACUAAGCUAGAGGAAGGAAGCGACAUAUGGGUUCUUAAAUGGGAUGAAGAAUUGGCCAAAGUGGCCCAGGAUUAUGCAAAUAAAUGCACUAUGACACACAAUCUCGAAAGACCUAAAGCCACUGGAGAAAAUCUUGCUUGGUUUGCUACAUCUCAAAAUAAGAGGUGUGACGUGAAAGACUUAAUUAAAAUGUGGUACGACGAAAUAAAUAAUUAUAAACCGGAUGUUUCUAUAACUUAUCUACUGACAGGACACUUUACUCAGAUGAUUUGGGCAGACACGAAAUACAUUGGUUGUGGAGUUGUUUUUUAUGAAGAUGGUACUAGCUCAAAAACUCCAUAUCAGACCAUGUUGGUGUGCAACUAUCAACCACCUGGUAACUACGUAGGCGAAAUACCGUACAAGAUGUAUGAAGGUAAAAGAUGUACCAGAGGUGUUCAAUCUACCAAAUAUAACAACCUAUGCGCCCACGAUGAGAUGCAUGCCAAUGGAACAUAUAGCCCUCCAUGUCCGCAUUUAGCCCAUAGUAAUAGCUUCAAGAUACAACCUACGGCAAUAUUAUUACUUAUUUUCUUGAUAUUAGCAUUAUAAUUUUUAGGUAAUAUGUAAAUAAAUCUGUUAACAA
Molecule: messenger RNA, 935 nt
Organism: Nezara viridula (southern green stink bug)
Lineage: Eukaryota; Metazoa; Arthropoda; Insecta; Hemiptera; Pentatomidae
Source: the annotation of a GenBank genome assembly